GGGGCUAUACUUAAACGUGGACCGAUAUAUGUCAUUUUCAAUACCAACCAUCCUAGACACAAUACAAAUUAUUCUGCAAAAUUUUGACGCUCUACGUCAAAUAAUGUGGCGUGUAUCGUGAUUUCAGAAGACAGACGACGGACAUCGUUAAAUCGACUUAGAAUUUUAUGCUGAUAACAAAUAUAUAGACUUUAUGGAGUCUACGACGAAUAUUUAGAGAUGUUACAAACGGAAUGACCCUGCUUUCCAAGAUGGAGGGUAUAAAAAUCCUUGGUAGAAAAAUAAUUUCAAAUAUUUUGACAAUUUGCCCGAAAAUUUAGGGAUAUUGAAUAUUGAAGGCAUAUUUCUUCCAUUCUUUUUUUAAAUUACUGACAUACUAUCAAUAAUUGAAAAUGUCUUUCAAAUCAAAACCCCACUCCAUCUUCCGACUAUUUUCAACGGCUCCAAAGAAAGUGAAUCUCAAAACACAAAUCAAAACAAAAUCCAUUGUUGAUGUGCCGCAAUUUGACCCCAAACUGGAAAUAAGAAAUGAAACCAUUCUGAAAUAUAAUAGCGGCUCAGAAGAACUAAAACAAUUACAAGAAUCUCUGGAAUCCUACCAAUCCAAUGUUCAAGAAAUUCCCAUAGUUAUUGGUGGCAAAGAAUUGAAAAGCAAAACAGAACGUUGGCAGGUUAUACCACAUCGACAUCAUCAAUGUUUGGCCAAAUAUUAUGAGGCUGAUGAAAAUCUAAUCAAUAAGGCCAUACGUACAGCUGUGGAAGCAAAAACCAAAUGGUCUAGAACGGAUGUAAAGACCCGCCUGGAUAUUUGGUUUAGGGCGGCAGAAUUGAUGUCAACAAAAUACAAAGCCCAAUUGGUGGCUGCCACCAUGUUGGGUCAGUCCAAGACAUUGCAACAGGCCGAAAUAGAUGCCGGUGUUGAGUUGAUUGAUUUCAUGAGGAUGAAUGCUGGCUUUCUAAAUGAACUACACAAAUAUCAGCCGUUAAGCCCGAGUCCGGGUGUUUCAAAAAAUCACAUGAUAUGGAGGUCUUUGGAUGGUUUUGUGGCAGCUAUUAGUCCUUUUAAUUUUACUGCCAUUGGUGGUAAUCUGGCCUAUACGCCAGCCCUAAUGGGCAACACAGUACUGUGGAAGCCCUCGCACUCUGCAAUGCUCUCAAGUUGGUUGAUUUUCAAAAUUAUGCAAGAAGCUGGCCUGCCCGAUGGAGUGGUUAAUUUCAUACCAGCCGAUGGCCCAGUUUUUGGUCAGACCAUUACCUACUCCACUAAUUUGGGAGGCAUUAACUUCACCGGUUCCUUGACCACAUUUCGCACACUUUGGAAAUUGGUCUCAAAACAUUUGGAAUUUUACAAAAGUUUUCCCCGCCUUAGCGGUGAAUGUGGAGGUAAAAAUUUCUAUUUUGUCCAUUCCUCUGCCGAUGUUGCAUCUGUGGUGGCCUGCACCAUACGCAGUGCCUUUGAGUAUGGUGGACAGAAGUGUUCGGCUUGUUCCAGACUCUAUGUUCCCCAGAGCCUAUGGGAAACGGAAAUCAAGGAUAUGCUUUGUUCCCAAACCGGAUAUCUGUUGAUGGGUGAUGUUUGUGAUUUUGAUACCUUCCUAGGGGCUGUCAUCGAUGAUAAGGCAUUUCUACGCAUUGCCAAAUAUUUAGAUUUGGCCAAAACAAAUCCGCAAUGUAAUGUUUUAAUCGGUGGCCGUUGCACAAAUUUACGGGGUUAUUUUGUCGAGCCGACAAUUGUUGUUUGUCGUGAUCCUUAUGAUAUUCUAUUAAAAGAGGAAAUUUUCGGUCCUCUGUUGAUGGUGUAUGUUUAUAAGGAGAGUGACCUUUGGAAUACCCUUGAUUUGAUGGGUUCAACAACAAAAUAUGCCUUGACGGGUUCUAUAUUUGCGCGGGAUGAAACAUUUCUUAAGGAGGCUUUAGUGAGACUUCAAACAGCGGCUGGUAAUUUGUAUAUCAAUGACAAAUCAACGGGUGCGGUAGUAGGUCAACAACCUUUUGGUGGUAGUAAAUUAUCGGGAACAAAUGAUAAGCCGGGUAGCCCUCAUAAUUUGCUGCGUUGGUCAUCUCCCCUAACCAUUAAGGAAGCAUUUCAGCCCCAACACGAAAUUUAUUAUCCUCAUAUGAAAAUUGAAGAGAAUUGUUAAUAAAUUAUUAAAUAUUUUAAAAUAAAUUGAUGCCGAAGCUACA
Musca domestica (house fly) is the source of this 2184-nucleotide messenger RNA. RefSeq names its product delta-1-pyrroline-5-carboxylate dehydrogenase, mitochondrial (gene P5CDh2). The record is from RefSeq and is a predicted model, not a curated record. Gene Ontology annotation, molecular function: L-glutamate gamma-semialdehyde dehydrogenase (NAD+) activity. Gene Ontology annotation, cellular component: mitochondrial matrix. NCBI's taxonomy places the organism in Eukaryota, Metazoa, Arthropoda, Insecta, Diptera, Muscidae. The transcript has a single exon. Bases 393 to 2141 code for a protein of 582 amino acids.